Aegilops tauschii subsp. strangulata is the source of this 2155-nucleotide messenger RNA. Its product is annotated as acetylserotonin O-methyltransferase 1. Gene Ontology annotation, molecular function: protein dimerization activity; O-methyltransferase activity. Lineage: Eukaryota; Viridiplantae; Streptophyta; Magnoliopsida; Poales; Poaceae. The record is from RefSeq and is a predicted model, not a curated record.
UGAGAACGGAGCUCAACAAAGGCCUUUCCAUCAUUCAACAUACCAUGGCGUCGCACGACCAAGAAGAGGAACUCACCAUGUCCAUGAGCAGCGACGAGUUGCUCCAAGCUCAGCUCGAGCUCUACAACCACUGCUUCGCCUUCGUCAAGUCCAUGGCGCUCGCGGCUGCCACCGACCUGCGCAUCGCCGACGCCAUCCACCUCAGGGGCGGCGCUGCCACCUUGUCUGAUCUUGCGGCCGAGACAGGGACCCACCCGACGAAGCUCUCCCACCUCCGGCGGCUCAUGCGCGUGCUCACCACCUCUGGCGUCUUCUCCGCCGACGUCAAGGCUAGCGGCGGCGACGCCGUGUACAAGCUCACCCGGGUCUCUCGCCUCCUCGUGGGAGCUGGGGGCGAGGACUCGCGCCGCCGUGACCUGUCCCCGAUGGUGGGCGUGUUUGUCAACCCGGUCGCCGUCACCGCUCUCUUCAGCAUACGCGAGUGGUUCAUCGACGAGACGAGCGCCGCCUCGUCGCUCUUCGAGGUGGCGCACGGCUGUACUCGGUGGGAGAUGAUAGCAAAGGACGCAGGCGACGACCGCGUGUUCAACGCCGGCAUGGUAGCGGACAGCUGCCUCAGCAUGGAGAUCCUACUAAGAGAGUGCAGCGGCGUCUUUGGGUCCGUGGGCAGCUCACUGGUCGACGUCGGCGGCGCCCAUGGCACCGCUGCCGCGGCGGUCGCCAAGGCGUUCCCGCACGUCAAGUGCAGCGUACUGGACCUCCCUCUCGUCGUCGCCGGGGCUCCUGCCGUUGACAAUUUAACCUUCAUCGCCGGCGACAUGUUUGAGUACAUCCCGCCGGCGGACACGGUUCUACUCAAGUGGAUUUUGCAUGAUUGGCCGGACGAAGAUUGCAUCAAGAUACUCCGCCAGUGCAAGAAAGCCAUCCCAACAAGGGACGCCGGAGGGAAAGUGAUAAUCAUGGAUAUGGUGGUCGGAUCUGCGGUGCCGCAGCAGGGAACCGUGUCAAAGGAGGCGGAAGUUUUGUUCGAUGUCUUCAUGAUGUACAUCGACGGGAUCCAGCGAGAGGAGCAUGAGUGGAGCAAGGUUUUCUUUGAAGCUGGGUUCAGUGACUACAAGAUUACACCGGUGACGGGAAUUCGCUCAAUUAUUGAAGUCUACCCUUAAAUACAGCAUGAUUGGCCUUCAUUAUGGAGGAAUGGAUCGAUCGAGAGGAAUAAACCCUGAUCCAAGAAAGAGGCGAGGAUUAGCCACUCGUUGGGGCGCGGGGCUAGCUCCUCCUCGUCGGGCUCCGGCACCCGCCAACCGGUCUGUGGGAGCCAGUCGUCGCGAAUGUAUCCUUGCAGCACUUGCUCGUUCACUAAGAGCAUGGUUAAGAAUAUAGACCGCAGCUGGCUAUAACAAGUUGUCAUGUCAUUUGUAGUCAAUGUAAUAGCCAACACGUAUAAUAGUUGGCUUUAAAAAAGUACCAAUCCCUCUAUUUUUAUAUACAAGGCCACAAACUAAGAUUAUAGGUAUCAAUGUAAAAUUUAAUGCAUGUUUUCCAAGUUAGCUUUUCUUUUCGUUUACUGGGAUCAUUAAUAUGCCGCAUGCAUGCAAGGAAACUGAGUGAAGGUAGUAGCUGAUUGUCAUUAUGACUGCAUGCAUGCAAAUAUUAAAUAAGUUGCUAGUACAAGGAAAUACCAUUAAUUUUGCCUCGAUUACCGUUAGUGGUCUUGUACAGAUGCAAAAUGUAUAUUCCAUAGUGACCUUGUAUAAGUAAAUGAAGGGACUACUUUGUCAACAUAUGGCCCACCUACUCUCACAAAGCUUCUUGGAGUUUGUGCUACAGCCGGCUGUAAGUCUACAGCCCGCUUCUCUUCUCUCUCCUCUCCUCUCUCUUCCAACUCAACAACAAUAUAAUAUUUAAAUCCUCACAGUCUGCUUACGUCAUCUUAUUAUACUUGCUCUAAGAGGGAGAACCAAUCUCCUCGCUCCCUCUCAUCAUGUGCCAUGACGGCCGCCGCCGCAGCAACGGAAGCCUUGACAGCGGCUGAGGACCUCGUCGCCUUUGCCUUCUCCAACUUUCGCGCGCUCGACAUUGACAAGAGAUGGAAGCAGGGGAGGCAAAGAGUGGGAGUGGUUGCUCCGGCGGCGGCGUAGAGAAGAAGAUGGGA